UUUGUUUGACCAGCAAUUCAGAUGACAACUUGUUGAAGAACAUCGAACUUUUUGACAAACUUGUACUCCGCUUCAAUGGCCGCGUCCUGUUUGUCAAAGAUGUUCUCGGGGAUGAGAUUUGCUGUUGGUCGUUUUACGGCGAAGGUCGUAAGAUAGCCGAAGUAUGCUGCACGUCCAUCGUCUAUGCCACGGAGAAGAAGCAGACCAAAGUUGAGUUUCCCGAAGCUCGGAUUUUUGAAGAAACUCUUAAUAUCCUCAUUUAUGAGAAUGGCCGAAGAUCCGGUCCCGGGGGCUUACACCUCUUCGACUCUCGAGGCCCCGGUUCAUCGGUGGGCACUGGCCAAUCGGAGGAAGAGGGCGCAGUGGGCGGGGACAGACGAGUAAGGAGGAUCCACGUCAGGAGACACAUCAUGCACGAUGAGCGAGGGCACGGCCAGCAAACUGUGUACAAGGAUUAACAAUGUGAAGACAAAAGAGGCUCGCCGCAGGAACCUGUUCCAUGACGUCUUCAUUGUCAGUCGUCACAUUAGACGUCACCGCCCAAGUUGAGGUGUAACUGGAGAAAGGUGAAAAUGUUUACAAGAUAAAUAAUAGCGUCCAGUUUUGAAAUAGGCGAAAUAGCCUGGGUCACGACACUGGCAUCAAUAUGAUUUCAAUAUUCUUCGCCUUCUAUUGACGGGGGUGUUGAUGAUAUGCACUGGCAGCCGCCGCUGCGUUGGACGUUAUGGGUAACACUUUUUUUGGGCUUCAUCUGCUUGUAUUUUCUCAGAUUGUCCGACUUCACAUCAAUAGAUGAGGUGGUUUCUCAAGUUUAGUGUAGAUAUGUUAACACUGGAAUAGCCUGCGUAGCAAUUUUUCUUUUUUUGUGUGUGUGAAGUUGUCUAAGGAUGAGAUAGUUGGGCAGCUCUAAUUUUCCAUAUUUAAAUUAUUUCCGCUGUCGCUUCGGGAUGUCUUUUUAAUUAAUUUAUGAACCUAAUUUAUUGUUGUGUAUUUAACGUUUGUAUGCAAUCCCAGUGUUAACACAUGUUUCAGUGGGUAUACAUUUGCACUCUCUAGCACACAUCAGAUUUUGAAUGACGAAAUAAUGUUUUAUUUAAGUUGGCUUGAAGGUGAUUGUGUCGUAUCUUAUUCUGAGCCAUGAUUUUUCACUUUUCUUCAUGUCUUAUAGCAAACCACUGAAACUUGUUCCAAGUUGUUGGUCUAGCAGUUGAUGUUAAUGCGUGCAACUUUUUAAUGUUUUUUUAUACCCCAUCCCUUCCCCCAUUUCAAUGAAUUGAGAGUAUUCUCAGAUGUUUUGUGUGCACCUAAUUCUUUGUGUCUGUCUCCUUUUUAAAAAUUUUCCAAUAACAUAAUGCACUACUUCACCUUGCAACUUCCGUCCUACUGUGGUGAGAAAUGUUCUGAAUAAAUUAAGAAAUCCAAU
Hippocampus comes (tiger tail seahorse) is the source of this 1423-nucleotide messenger RNA. Its product is annotated as BTB/POZ domain-containing adapter for CUL3-mediated RhoA degradation protein 1-like. The annotation marks the transcript as partial. Gene Ontology annotation, molecular function: ubiquitin-protein transferase activity. Gene Ontology annotation, biological process: negative regulation of Rho protein signal transduction; proteasome-mediated ubiquitin-dependent protein catabolic process; protein ubiquitination. The record is from RefSeq and is a predicted model, not a curated record. Lineage: Eukaryota; Metazoa; Chordata; Actinopteri; Syngnathiformes; Syngnathidae. The transcript has 2 exons. Gene Ontology annotation, cellular component: Cul3-RING ubiquitin ligase complex.